Molecule: messenger RNA, 569 nt
Organism: Maniola jurtina (meadow brown)
Lineage: Eukaryota; Metazoa; Arthropoda; Insecta; Lepidoptera; Nymphalidae
Gene: Sf3b6
Product: splicing factor 3B subunit 6
Exons: 3
Coding region: 120-500 (126 amino acids)
Cellular component (GO): cytoplasm; nucleus; ribonucleoprotein complex
Molecular function (GO): mRNA binding
Source: RefSeq, a predicted model, not a curated record
GGUCUGUGGUGAAGUGAAGCGAAGUUAAUUUUUGCGAAGGGAUUUUUGGCUUGGGAUAUGUAAAUAUCUACUUUUGGUGAGGGUUAGAUUAGCCAUUCAAUUUAUAACAUUAAAACACGAUGGCAUUAGCCCUUCAAAGACGGGCAAACGUGAGGCUUCCACCGGAAGUUAAUAGAAUUCUAUACAUAAGAAAUUUACCAUAUAAAAUAUCAGCGGAAGAAAUGUACGAUAUAUUUGGUAAAUAUGGAGCAAUAAGGCAAAUUCGUGUUGGCAAUACACCUGAGACCAGAGGCACAGCGUUUGUGGUGUAUGAAGACAUAUUUGAUGCUAAAAAUGCAUGUGAUCAUUUAUCUGGAUUCAAUGUCUGCAACAGAUAUUUAGUUGUGUUAUAUUAUAGAUCUAACAAAGCAUUUAAGGGUAUGGAUAUAGAAAAGAAACAAGAGGAACUAGAUACUUUAAAAAAGAAAUAUGGUAUAUCAACAGAGGAACUUCGUAAAUGAAUAUAACAUCCUUACUGAUUGUAUUGUCGCUGAAUAAGAUAAUAUAAGAUUUGUACAAAUUAUCCUAAA